Messenger RNA from Penicillium nucicola, 249 nucleotides. RefSeq lists its product as uncharacterized. Lineage: Eukaryota; Fungi; Ascomycota; Eurotiomycetes; Eurotiales; Aspergillaceae. The record is from RefSeq and is a predicted model, not a curated record. The coding region runs from base 1 to 249 and encodes 82 amino acids. The transcript has a single exon.
AUGCGCGAUACUCCCUCCAAAUUCAUCGAGAUUCUCGAUCCAAAGGAUACAUCCCGCAUGUCUGACUCGGACGUCCGCUUAGAAGAUGUCCUCGCCGAUCAUGAAGCGUUUAGCAGUCGGCCCCGCUCCUCUACACAAUCCUCCACCAAGCCCAGUGAUAAAUCCAUGUCACGUCGAGACUCGACCUCUCCAACGCCACGCUGGAAGCGUUUGAGCAAUAUCCUCGUGCAGCCGCGUCGGAACUCUUAG